This is a messenger RNA of Sceloporus undulatus (fence lizard), 2070 nucleotides long. It is a transcript of the gene GTF3C5, whose product is annotated as general transcription factor IIIC subunit 5. Gene Ontology annotation, biological process: transcription initiation at RNA polymerase III promoter. The coding region runs from base 25 to 1614 and encodes 529 amino acids. Lineage: Eukaryota; Metazoa; Chordata; Lepidosauria; Squamata; Phrynosomatidae. The record is from RefSeq and is a predicted model, not a curated record. The transcript is spliced from 11 exons. Gene Ontology annotation, cellular component: transcription factor TFIIIC complex.
GCAUGCGCAGACCAGGGCCGCAAAAUGGCGACCGGAAGUGGCUGCGCGGCGUCUCCUCCGUCUUCGUCCUCUGAGACGGGCGAUGGCGGUGCUAUUGGAGCUCCCGGGACGGCGACGCCGAAGCUGGAGCGGGAUCGGCGGCUGGUGUGCGUGGAGUACCCGGGCGUGGUUCGGAGCGCGGAGAAGAUGCUGCUGACGCUGGGCGGGGAGGAGGGCGUCUCGCGGAUUUAUGCUGAUCCUAGCAGAAGACUUGAGCUCUACUUCCGCCCCAAAGAUCCUUACUGCCAUCCUGUGUGUGCCAAUCGCUUCCCUACAUCAUCCAUGAUGUUCAAAGUGAAAAAGAAAACAAGGAGGAGACAGACAGGAGCAGGUGAUUGGGAGGAAGAAAUAAAGUUUGACGUGGAGAUCCUUGGCAUUGUUACCACUGUCUACAAAUUUCAAGGGAUGUCUGAUUUCCAGUAUUUGGCAGUUCACUCUGGACCCAGCGGGAAGCAGGUCUCCAUGUAUGAUAAAGUCCUGAUGCUUAAGCCAGAGAAAGAUGAUUUUUUCAUGAGUGACCUGCCACUUUAUAUCCCCCCACCCAUUUUCUCACGCCUAGACACUCCUGUGGACUAUCACUAUCGGCCGGAAGCACAACAUCGAGAAGGCUAUCAUAAUCCUCCCCUGUCUAGCGAGAACUUGAUUGGCCUUAGCAGGGCCCGCCGCCCUCACAAUGCCAUCUUUGUCAACUUUGAGGAUGAAGAGAUUCCUACAAAGCCACUAGAUGCAGCCGAACAGACCUGGAAGAGGGUUUGCAGCAAAGCUGUGGAUCACAGAGCAGAGGAAGAGCUGAAAAAACUAUUUGAAGUCCGUCCUGUCUGGUCUCGCAAUGCUGUGAAAGCCAAUAUCAGCGUUCAUCCAGACAAACUGAAGUUUCUUCUGCCAUAUUUAGCUUAUUACAUGCUUACGGGUCCCUGGAGAAGCCUCUGGGUUCGCUUUGGUUAUGAUCCCAGAAAACAUCCAGAAGCAAAAAUCUAUCAAGUCUUGGAUUUCCGAAUCCGUUGCGGAAUGAAAUACGGGUAUGCCCCGAAUGACAUGCCAGUUAAAGCAAAACGCAGCACAUACAACUACAGCCUGCCCAUCACAUUGAAAAAACCAGCAAGCCAUGCAGCUGGCAUUCAAGACCUCAAGCAAGGACUGAGCUCCUCUGGAACAGCUGCUGCCAGGAAAACAGCAUUUAGCAAGUACAAGCUUAAGGAUUCGAUUUACAUUUUCCGAGAAGGGUCCUUGCCUCCAUACCGACAGAUGUUCUAUCAGCUCUGUGAUUUGAACGUGGAAUGUUUGCAGAAGAUUAUCCAUCGAAAUGAUGGGACGGAGGCAUCGUGCACAGAGCGUGAUGGCUGGUGUCUUCCCAAGACCAGUGAUGACCUUCGGGACACCAUGUCUCUGAUGAUUAAGCAGAUCAUCCGCUCCAAACGGCCAGCUCUCUUUACAAGCACAUCAACUGAAGAAGCAGGCAAAGAGCAGCUCACUUUUGAGUCUGGAGAGGAGGAGGAGGAAGAAGAGGAAGAGGAAUUCAAACCCUCAGAUGGGAGUGAAAAUGAAAUGGAAACAGAGAUUCUGGACUAUGUGUGAUGCUGCUGAGCAGAUAUAUUUCCGGUGAGGGAACAUAAAAACACGGAAGACAGUUUGGUCUGCAGACCUGAUGUGAUGUUUACAGCACUCUCCCUCUUUCAUAUGUUCGCAGGCUCCAUUCAUUGCAGACUGUAUUGGAUGCCUUUGUGAUGUAAGUUCAUUCAGCAGAGAAUUGUUGGAGCUCUGCUAUGAGCAAAAGUGUCUCUGAGUAAUGUCAUUUGGCUUUUCUUUGUGUCCUGUUUCUUUCAAAGGCUCAGCAACAGCAUCUAGCCUUGUUGAUGUUCUUCAUCUCUGUCGAAUUUUCUUUCCCAUUGUCCCAGAAUGCCAUGGAUUUGAGCAAAAUCAGUCCCAGUUUUGACUCAGAUACACUGGCUCUAAAGCGUCUACAGUGGCAUUUCUUUGAAAUAAUUCCAUGAAAAUAAAUAAAUAAAAACUUGCUAACUCUGGACCUUUUCA